AUGUCAUCGGCAACAUCUCCCUCACCCAUUCUCCAGACCGAAACUACUCAGGCCAACAUGAUUCUGCCUCCGGCUACACCGACUCCUCUGAAGCGGAAUCCAUCAGCCGACCCCUCCCUUCCUCCUCGAGAGCCUUCAAAGAAAUCGCGACUAGACCAACAAGCAACGUCGACUGAAGAUUCUCUAAGAACUACAAAGCACUACGCCGUCUACUUCCACAACCUCCUCGAAGACCCAAAAAUCGCUACUCCCCGACUCAUCACCGCAUCCACCGUCUUCGACACCACCCAGAAAGCCAUGCGUAACCACGCUACUCAGGAGAUCGAAGCGAACGUCCAAUGGGGCGCAACAAAAGAGCUAAGCACCAAUCGUCUCUAUGAGAUCCUUGACAGCAAAAACCAUGUCGUUCUACGCUACGAAAUGGACAUUGUCUUCCCCACAGGCGAAAACACAGAGGGCGUGAAGGUGUGGACCCGCGCGAGCGAUUUGGACGCUUUGCCAUUGCAGUAUGGUCUGUGUGUUGAGUAUCUUAAUGACAACUACGACGGAGAAGAAGGAGCAGACCGCUCCUUGGUCGUCAGUUUUGGUAGUUUGGGAGAAGCUAAGCAUGCUAUGAAGAAGGCGGCGGCGGCGUACGUCAGCAGCUCUAGUGGAUUCAAGAUUGAAGAGGGGAGGAAGGACGCACAGGGUAGGUUCGUGAGGGAAAAGAACUUGUAUCUUGAGCUGAACGGCGCAGAUUCGACAAUAUCUGCCGACCUUCCACCCGCACUCGAGAAGUUGGAGUCACCCGCAUCGCCAUCUCCUCAGCCGAUUGUCGCUCCAGUCGAACCUGCAAGUGUACGCCAAACUACUCCAGAAGUCGCAACACCACAUCCUGCUCCUACCGCCUCCGAACCAGAAGCUGCUCAGGGCACACGCCGUCAGUCUGCUCGGAUUAAAGUCGAAACUCAAGCUGCUAAGGAUGUGAAAGAAGAACAGGCCAAGAUCGAAAUCAAGCCCAAGCCUCAGCCUAAACCAAGGGCUCCAGCUCAACCCAAGGCCGCAGCCAAACCGAAAACCCCAGCUAAAUCCAAAGCCAAAGGCUCAGCUACAACUCCAGUCGACUCGACCCCUCACUGCACUUGUCGCGGCCUUGACGACGGUAGUCUAAUGAUCGGCUGCGAUAACGACGCUUGUCCGAUUGGGUGGUAUCAUGGCCGUUGUAUCGGCAUCUCCAAGGCUAUCCCGAAGAGCCAGCAGUGGUACUGCGCGAUGUGUACGAAAGAGAUAGAGGAUAAGAAGGAUGUGGGUGUUGGAACGGCACGUGCGAAGACGCCUGCGAAGAAGAGAGGUGACGGUAAUGCGAAGGCGAAAGCGAGAAAGAGGAAGAGGAAGGGCAAGUCGGGUUAG
Messenger RNA from Alternaria rosae, 1389 nucleotides. RefSeq lists its product as uncharacterized. NCBI's taxonomy places the organism in Eukaryota, Fungi, Ascomycota, Dothideomycetes, Pleosporales, Pleosporaceae. The record is from RefSeq and is a predicted model, not a curated record. The transcript has 2 exons. The coding region runs from base 1 to 1389 and encodes 462 amino acids.